GUUCACAGAGAUGAAAUAGCGUGAAGUUAUUUAAUCUGAGUAUUUUCAUUUCAUCAUCAUUGAAAUUAAUUGCACUUCACUUGUGUAGUGUAGUGGUCGUGUUUGUGUACGGCAGUACCGCUUCGUAAUUACAAAGUCAUUAAUCCAAAAUAGAAUUAAUUUUUUAAAACGAACGAAACAAUAUUGUGUAGUGCUUAUUAAAAAAAUAGAAUUUAGCGAAUAAAUUUAUCAAUGGUUUAUCGACAAAAUUAAACUUAAAAAAAAUAAAAUCUAAUUUGAUUGUUAUCACUUAUCACGCGUGUUCACAAGAGUUUUGUUUCCUGUGCUAACUUCACCUUGGUCCGCAAUUUUCAAGUCUGUGAACGUAUACGUAACGUAUUUGUUUUGUUUACAAUAGGCUAUGCAAAAUACACAAUAGUUUGCAAAUAAUCGAUCAACGGCUUAAGACAAAGGACCUUAAUAAGAAAUGAGUAACACCAACAUGACACAGGGUUUUGGAAAAUUUGGCCCUUUAGUUGGUGCUAUUGAUGAAGGAACAUCUAGUGCACGAUUUAUAAUAUUUAAAGCCAAUUCAUCUGAAGUAAUAGCUCUACACCAGAAGGAAUUAACACAACACUUUCCUCAAGAAGGAUGGGUUGAACAAGACCCCCUCGAUAUUUUAGAGGUUGUGACAACCUGUAUUGAAAAAGCCGUUGAAAAAUUAGUUCUUCUGGGUGGAAGUCCUAAGGAUAUAGUAGCUGUAGGUGUAACAAACCAAAGAGAAACAACCAUUGUAUGGGAUAGAGAAACAGGAAAGCCAUUGCAUAAUGCCAUAGUUUGGUUAGAUAUGAGAACAACAACCACAAUAGAUAAAUUAUUAGACAAUGUACCGAAUAAAACUAGAAACAAGAACUAUUUGAAGCCAUUAUGUGGUCUUCCUCUAUCACCCUACUUCAGCGCAGUUAAACUCCGUUGGCUUAGUGACAAGGUUGAUGUAGUUAACAAUGCUAUGAAGAAAGGAAGUUGUUGCUUUGGUACUGUGGACACUUGGAUCAUAUGGAAUUUAACAGGAGGGGCAAAUGGUGGGAAACAUGUUACCGAUGUCAGUAAUGCAUCAAGAACAAUGUUGAUGAACAUUGAAACUUUGGAGUGGGACGCGUUAUUGCUCAAAUUCUUUGAAGUGUCAAAAUCAGUUCUACCAGAGAUCAAAUCCAGUUCUGAGAUUUAUGGAUACAUAGCAAAUGGACCCUUACAGGGUAUACCAAUAUCUGGAUGUCUCGGUGAUCAACAAGCCGCCUUAGUCGGUCAGAUGUGUUUAGAAAAAGGACAAGCCAAGGCAACUUAUGGUACAGGAUGCUUUGUUUUAUACAAUACAGGAGAUAUCCGAGUAAAUUCAAGUCGGGGUUUACUCACUACAGUAGCAUAUCAAUUGGGAAGUAAAAGUCAACCCGCAUAUGCUUUAGAAGGAUCGGUAGCAGUAGCCGGUGCGGCUUUAGGCUGGCUCAAAGACAACAUUGGUCUGAUAGAAGAUGCCAAGGAGUCUCAGACUCUCGCUGAAAUGGCAACAGAAAAUGGCAGUGUUAUAUUUGUUCCAGCAUUCAGUGGUUUAUAUGCGCCUCAUUGGAGGCAAGAUGCAAGAGGGGUUAUUUGCGGUAUAACUAAAGACACAAAUUCACAUCAUAUAAUUAAAGCAGCUCUUGAAGCAGUUUGUUUCCAAGUGCGAGAUAUUUUGGAUGCUAUGAAUGAGGACUGCGGAAUUCCUCUUCAGUUGCUUAAGGUUGAUGGUGGGAUGACAUCGAAUGCCUUGGUCAUGCAGAUGCAAGCUGAUUUAAUAGGUAUAGAGGUAAUCAAAGCUGGUUUCGCUGAGAGUACGGCUUUAGGGGCCGCGUUAGUUGCAUAUUGGGGCAUCGAUGGUGCAAAACAUGGUGAAUCUAUACCCAUGAAUGUUGGUAUUACAUACAAUCCUCGUAUUACCGAAGAUGAACGCGAUAUGAGAUACAAACAAUGGAUAAUGGCUGUCGAUCGAUCUCUUGGAUGGGAUCAAAAUUAAUUAUGGAGAUUCUUUGCUUUUUUUUUUCUAUUGUAAAUUUUAUAAUUUAAUCAUUUUUAAUAUUUUCUAAAAUAAUAAUUAAGAUGUAAAGUGCUUAUGAGAGUUUAACAAUGCAUAAUCUUGAAUUUAAUAAUCUUUCAAUCUAUCUUACCUUAAAUCUUUGUACAAUUUUAAUAAAACAAUUUUUA
Molecule: messenger RNA, 2217 nt
Organism: Papilio xuthus (Asian swallowtail)
Lineage: Eukaryota; Metazoa; Arthropoda; Insecta; Lepidoptera; Papilionidae
Gene: Gk1
Product: Glycerol kinase 1
Exons: 8
Coding region: 467-2029 (520 amino acids)
Biological process (GO): triglyceride metabolic process; glycerol metabolic process; phosphorylation
Cellular component (GO): mitochondrion
Molecular function (GO): glycerol kinase activity
Source: RefSeq, a predicted model, not a curated record